This is a messenger RNA of Glossina fuscipes, 3210 nucleotides long. RefSeq names its product flagellar attachment zone protein 1. NCBI's taxonomy places the organism in Eukaryota, Metazoa, Arthropoda, Insecta, Diptera, Glossinidae. Bases 1 to 3210 code for a protein of 1069 amino acids. The transcript is spliced from 9 exons. The record is from RefSeq and is a predicted model, not a curated record.
AUGGCAUUUUCCACUCAAAAGGAUUUCUUUUAUGUUCCAUACAUGGAUGAGGAAGUACCAGAUGAGCAUAAAUCACCUCCUGUACAGCCUUGUGCGAAAUUGAGAAGUUACGAUAUGGGCAUUGAUGAACGUUCUUGGGCCUUGGACAAAAAGACACAAGCCAAAUUUCUUGCAGAUUUAGUGACUGGAGACGUUAUGCCUGCCCGGAAACCUAUGACGGCGGAAUGUGACAUCAAAGUUAAAGGAAAGUCUAUGGAAACUGGCAUUGCCAAUGAGAGUUUACUUGUUCAAUUGGGCUCAAUUGCCGCAGGCGACAGUUUACUUGCAUGCGCCAAUACUCAAUUAACAGACUAUCAGAAAUUGCUUAAUGCGAAUACAACUCUAGAAAAGGAAUUGCAUAUAUCUAAUGAACGUCUGCAGUCGGCUACCGAGGAGAAUAACAAAAUCAAAGAGAUUUUAACCUCCAAAUUGGAUGCGAGCACCGCUAAAGAUUUCGAUAACAAAGUGAAACAAUUGUUAAAUGCUCGAAAAUUGAGUAAAAGCGAUGAAAGAGAAAUGCUACAAAUACAUAAAAAGAUUGAAAAUAUGAUUAAAGCUAACGAAAUUUUACAGGCAGAAAAUAAUUAUAUUAAACGUUUAAUAGAGAAAUUGAGUAAUCGUGUUACAUUAGAAAAUAUUACAACGGAACCUGAACAGAGUAAAGAUGUAAACUAUUUACAACAAGAAGUUGAUAAAUUGCGUAAAGAGUGCAGUCUGCUUAGGGAUAUCGAAGAUGAUUAUCAUAAAUUGAAACAAGAAACUCAACAAAAUCGUUGCCCAAGCAAAGGUAUAUCCGAUCAAGAUGCCGAAAACAUAAUGGCUAUAAUGCGUGAACGUAAUAAUCUCCGUGAGAAGAUGAAGCUUGUUAAUCAGCAAGUUGGUGAAAUGAGGAAGAAAGAAAAAAGUUUAAAUAAAGAUUUAGAAAACCAAGUGAAAUAUACUACCAGCAUGGAGGCAGAGAUGGAAAAAUUACAAAAAUAUUAUGAGGAUCAAAUGCAAGAGGCUUGUUAUCGAGAAGAAUUUUUAGUGAAUCAAUUGGAAUCUUUAAAGGAAGACUUUGUGCCAAUAAAAUGCCAGGCCCAACGAGCAGAACUGUUAGAGCGUGAACUGGACAUGGUAAAUAAGGAAAUGCUAAAACGUGAUAUGGCUAUAUGCGACUACGACUGUCAGUACAAACAACUAAUGGGAGUUGUUGUAGAACUGGAAGCCAGUCAAAAUGUUAGUUUAUGCGCUCGUAAUGCUGAAGAUUUGGCUUUCUACACUCAUGCUACUAUUAGUGAAAUUGCCAAAGAACUAGAAACAAGCAGGAAACAGUACCCCAGCGAGCUCGAUGAUGGUUGCGCUGCGGAAUUAGAACUUUUACGAAAGCAAUUAAAGGAAGCAAACGAUCGCUCUAGGGGAAUGGAAAGGGAUCUUACCAAGGAUAUGAAUUGUGAAGAGUUAUGUGCCGAUGCUUUAAAGCGUUUAAAGGAAUUGGAAGAACUCAAUAGAAGGCUUCAGCAAGAACUGGCUGAUGCCAAAGGCGAAAAUGAUCGCCUAAAUAGAAGCCUUAAAGAUUGUAAUGAGAAAAUGUCGGACAUGUUAAAACGAUUGAACGCCAUGGAAGAUGAAAUGAAGAAACAUGCAAAAGAUUCUAAAGAUAUUGGUAAAGGCUUAGAUAAUACCAUGAAAUUGGUUAAAGACAUAAGCGAUAUACAGUUGAAAAAUAAUCAAUUAGCAACGGCGGUCAAUGCUAUCAAUUCGCGAGACGAUCAAAAAAUUAUUGAUGACCUGAGAAAGCAAUUAGAAGAUGCUUUAGCUAAAUUAAAAAAAUGUCAACAAGACAACGAGAAAUUGGAAAAAGAUCUUCUAGAUCGCGACAAUGAAAUUAAGAAACUUAAGGAUCUUGUUAAUCAAUUGGAAGCGGAUAAAGCUAAAAUGAAAGCUGAAUUGGAUGACCUAAAAGCUGAAAACGCUAAAUUAACGGACCUAAACAAUAAAUUGACAGCCGAAAAUGCUAAUUUAAAGGCAGAGAAUGCCAAAUUGAUCGCGGAGAACGCUAACAUGAAAGCUGAGAAUGCUAAAUUGUUAGCGGAAAAUGCCAACUUAAAGGCGGAGAACUCGAAAUUGCAAGCAGAGAACGCGAAAUUGACUAGUGAAAACGCUAGGCUGGCAGGCGAAAAUGCGAAAUUGGCAAGCGAAAAUGCGAAACUGCAAGCGGAGAAUGCGAAAUUGACUAGCGAAAAUGCCAAAUUACAAAGUGAGAAAGAAAAACUGGAGAAAAGUUUGAAGGAAUUAGGAGCACAAAAGCCACCGCCCACGCCCGCACCUGCACCCUUAUUAGGUUGGAAGGCGGGGGGAGCACCCGCACCCGUAUCCGCACCGGCACGUGCGCCUGAAGUCGCGGCUGCUCCCCCUGCCUUGCCACCUACUAAGCAACCGGCUCCUCCCCAAACAGUCAGAAAGCCAGAACUGCCACCCGCUUUCGCACCACAAGUCACGUCUACACCUAAAAGGAUCAUUAAACCCAGGCCGGAGGAUGAGGCCAAUGUUGAAGCUUUCGUCGAGAAAACGGUCGUAAAAAUGGGUACAAUGGGAGAUGCCUUCGAAAGAGAUUUGCGCAAGAUAUUAAACGAGUUCAUACAAGAGUGCGGCUUCUGUUUCUGCCGUUUAGUCAAUCCGAAAAGUAAAUUGUAUUGUAUUGCUCAUAGACUAUAUCACUGCGGUAUUACUACAUUAUCAUUCCGUGAACUGGCCUACUUGCAUAGAAAAUUAUAUGCUCAAGCCGAUAAAAUUUUACCGGGCUGUUUGCUUGACAUGAUCCUAACAGAUCAUAGAACCGAGGCAAUAAACGCAUUGGGUACCUAUCUGACAAGGGACGGAGGCGAUGGUUCGGAGGAAGAGCAAACAAAGUGUUGUUCCUGCAAGAAUGAGCUGUGUUGUCGCACUUCGGAAGAAAAUCUCCAAGAAAAGGUUUUUAAGUUGGAAAGGGAUAUUGAAGAUGCCAAGGGUUAUUUGGAAGGCCUUAGAUCGAUGCCCUCCACCAGGCCAAUCGAUUAUGCGGACAAUAACUAUUCCUUCGCAGAUAGAACCUUCCGGGCCAGCAUAUCACAGAGAAGCCGCUCAAGUAAGCAACUUAGAAAAUUUAAGAGCUUUCUUUUGAAAAACUCUGACUAUCCACAUAUGGAAUGA